This is a messenger RNA of Musa acuminata AAA Group (dessert banana), 1725 nucleotides long. RefSeq names its product probable protein phosphatase 2C 37. The transcript has 4 exons. Gene Ontology annotation, biological process: peptidyl-threonine dephosphorylation. Lineage: Eukaryota; Viridiplantae; Streptophyta; Magnoliopsida; Zingiberales; Musaceae. The coding region runs from base 329 to 1573 and encodes 414 amino acids. Gene Ontology annotation, molecular function: protein serine/threonine phosphatase activity; cation binding. Gene Ontology annotation, cellular component: nucleus. The record is from RefSeq and is a predicted model, not a curated record.
ACAUGGCGGUCGGUGACGGCCACCUCGAGCUGGCUUCGACGACAAACGCAACGAGCAGCUACGUCCCUUCCCCCAUCUCUUCUUUAAUAAUAAUGAGUCCAUAACAAACAAAACAGCACACACAAAGUACUCUACGCAGCUACAUCCCGUUCGUUGUAGGAAGAGACCUUCUCCCCCCCCUCCCCACCCCCACGCCGCACCCCCCUGCUUCGUCCUCCUUGUUCGAUUGAAGGCACCCUCCCAACGAAAUCCACCUGCCGGAGAUGGUCUACGGCGGGGAUCGCAUCCUGCCGUCGCCCUCGCCCCCUUCAGCCGGUUCCGGCCUUUAAUGGGCGCCGUUUGCAUCGAGAAGAUGGCCGGCGACGGCGAGUCCUCGGGGCGCCUGCGGCUCGAGAUCGGCCGUCUCGAGGCUACCGGCGAAGACGAUCCCCCGCCGAGUCCAAGAAUGACAGGAAAGCGGCGAGAGGAGCCGGACCCCUUCGGAUUCGCCGUGGGCCAGAAGCGGAGCCGGACCGCCGGUGACGACGCCGCUGCUCCUCAUCCUCACCCGCAGGGCUCCUGUUGUGCCGCACCCUCGUCGUCGUCCGUCUCUGUCGGAGAAGCUUGUGCUCGGGCGAUCGGGUCGACUUCUCGGUUGGCGCCGGCCGAGCACCCCGUCGCGUUCGGAUCAAUAUCGCUUUCGGGUCGGUCGAGGGAGAUGGAAGACGCUAUCUCGGUCCGGCCGGGCUUCUUCCGGGCGGAAGGCAGCCCGCCGCUUCAUUUCUUCGCCGUCUUCGACGGCCACGGUGGCGCCCACGUCGCAGAUCUGUGCAAAGAGCGGUUGCACAUUAUGCUGGCGGAGGAGCUGGGCCGCGCGGAGACGGAGGAGGAGGCGUGGAUGAGGGCCGCGGUAGGGCGGAGCUUCGCGCGGAUGGACGAGCUGGCGCUGACGGCUUGCGCGUGCGGGAAGGUCGGGAUGCCACCGUGCGGCUGCGAGCGGUCGGGGAUCGAGUCCGAGAUUGUGGGGUCCACGGCGGCGGUAGCGAUCGUCGGCGGUAGUCGGAUCUUCGUCGCCAACUGUGGGGACUCUCGGACGGUGCUCAGCCGAGGCGGCCGGGCGGUGCCGCUCUCCUCCGACCACAAGCCGGACCGACCGGAUGAGCUGGCGAGGAUAGAAGCGGCCGGGGGACGGGUGAUAUAUUUGAACGGAGCUCGCGUCCACGGCAUACUGGCCAUGUCACGGGCGUUAGGGGACAAGUACUUGAAGCCUUCUGUGAUUUCCGAACCGGAGAUCCGCGUGGUGGAGAGAACAGGCGAAGAUGAAUGCCUGAUCGUCGCGAGCGAUGGGCUGUGGGACGUCUUACCUAAUGAUCUUGCAUGUGAUGUGGCUCGACGGUGCUUGGAAGAGGCAGAUCCGACAAGGGAAUCCGAGGACACCCUCGGAGGAGACAGCAGAGGCACAAGGGAGGAAGAGCAAGCAUCUGACGCACGAUGCUCUCUUGCAGCAACACUGUUGGCUAGGCUUGCGCUGGGAAGGAAAAGCGCUGACAAUAUAAGCGUAAUUGUUAUUGAUCUGAGAAGAAAGCAACGGUAGUCUGAUUGCAAACAUUGUUGUCUGUCGAUGAAUCGGUUUGUUUGACGGACAGUCUUGCACUAUCGAAACAGUGUGUUGAAGAGAAAUGUAUUGAAAGGAUGAUGCUGGAUUUAAAUGCCAAAGUUCAUCAAAGAAUUCUUCCUCUUAUUAUA